Molecule: messenger RNA, 2223 nt
Organism: Helianthus annuus (common sunflower)
Lineage: Eukaryota; Viridiplantae; Streptophyta; Magnoliopsida; Asterales; Asteraceae
Product: subtilisin-like protease
Exons: 2
Coding region: 1-2223 (740 amino acids)
Biological process (GO): proteolysis
Molecular function (GO): serine-type endopeptidase activity
Source: RefSeq, a predicted model, not a curated record
AUGAAGAGUAAUAGAUACAAGCAGGUUCUUACGAUCACAUUACUUUUCAAUUUCACCACCAUUUUAAACCUCUCACUGGUCGUCGCCAAAGAAACCGAAACAUAUAUUGUCCAACUAAGCUGUCCCCCUGACCACAUAAACGCUGAAACCGAACAUCUUGAAAGCUGGUACAAAACAUUUUUGCCCACAGUUAAUACAGACUCAGAUGAGAAACCAGAGAUGGUGUACGCAUACCGUAAUGUGCUCAAAGGGUUUGCAGCAAAACUGACUGUUGAGCAAGCGAGCGAAAUAGAAAAAUUAGAUGGAGCGAUAUUAGCCCAACCUGAAAGGGUAUUGUCGUUACAUACAACGCAUACUCCUAACUUUCUGGGAUUGAACCAGAAUUUUGGUUUCUGGAGAGGUUCAAACUAUGGGAAGGGAAUCAUUAUUGGUGUUCUUGACACCGGGAUUACUCCUGGUCAUCCUUCUUUUGACGACAAAGGCAUAGGUCCUCCACCAGCUAAAUGGAAAGGGAAGUGUGAAGUGGCGGGGUGUAACAACAAACUGAUUGGUGUUAGGAACUUUGUUAACAGUAGCACCGGUUCACCACUUGAUGAAGAUGGACAUGGAAUGCACACCUCAAGUACUGCCGCUGGAAACUUUGUUGAAGGCGCUAACGCAAUUGGAAAUGACAGCGGCACUGCUGCGGGGAUGGCUCCACUUGCACACUUAGCAAUGUAUAAAGUAUGCAAUGAGAAUGGUUGUCGUUCGAGUGAUGUAUUAGCUGGCAUGGAUGCAGCCAUAGAAGAUGGUGUGGACGUGCUUUCCCUCUCGAUUGGAGGACCAUCCCGUCCUUUUUAUUCCAACUUGUUGGCUAUAGGGGCAUUAGCCGCGAUACAAAAAGGGAUAUUUGUGAGUUGUUCGGCAGGAAAUUCUGGGCCACUAAACUCUUCAUUGUCCAAUGAGGCUCCAUGGAUUCUCACAGUUGGUGCUAGUACGAUUGAUAGAAAGGUAACUUCAACAGUAAAACUUGGGAACGGGGUGUUAGUAGACGGAGAAUCGCUCUUCCAGCCUAAAGAUUUCCCAGAAACCCCCUUGUCUCUGGAAUACCCCGGGAUGAGUGGUGAUACAAAUGCCACGUUUUGUGCCCCAAGAUCCUUAAACAAUACAAAUGUAAAAGGAAAGGUGGUGAUUUGCCUGAGAGGUGGUAACAUAGGAAGAAUCGCAAAAGGGCAGACAGUAAAAGAUGCUGGUGGAGCUGCCAUGAUUCUCACAAACUCACAAAGCGAUGGAGCUACUACAGUAGCUGAUGCCCAUGUACUCCCUGUAUCACAUCUUAAUUACAAAGAUGGACGCACAAUUCUAGAAUAUUUCAGUUCAAGUCUAUCACCAGUUGCUAGCAUCAUAUUCCGUGGAACUGUCAUUGGAGAUAAGUCAGCUCCUCAAGUGGCCUCUUUCUCUUCAAGAGGACCUAGUCUAGCAAGUCCUGGAAUUCUGAAACCCGACAUUAUUGGGCCAGGAGUUAGCAUUCUUGCAGCAUGGCCUACCUCAGUUGAUAACACUUCAACAAACGCCCCAUUUAACGUUGUUUCAGGUACAUCAAUGUCUUGCCCUCAUCUCAGUGGGAUAGCGGCAUUAUUGAAAAGUGCACACCCUGAUUGGUCUCCUGCUGGAAUCAAAUCCGCUAUCAUGACAACUGCUGAUUUGAUCAACCUUAACAACCAACCGAUUCAGGAUGAAAGAGAGCUUCCUGCCAGCUUGUUUGCUGUUGGGGCUGGUCAUGUCAAUCCAUCUAAAGCUAAUGACCCAGGACUCAUUUACGAUAUGCAAGCUGAUGAUUACAUACCAUACUUGUGUGGAUUAGGAUACUCAAAUGCACGAGUCACAACCAUUGUCCAAAAGCGAGUUUCUUGCUCAAAUAUACGAAGCAUCCCUGAAGCACAACUAAACUAUCCUUCAUUUGCAAUCACACUUAGUGGUAAUGUGACAAAAUCAUACACCAGAAGAGUGACCAAUGUCGGGGAUGCUAAUUCAACUUACACUGUGAAUAUUAACACGGCACCAGGCGUGAGUGUUACCGUGUCACCUUCUACACUCAUAUUUACGGCAGUUAACCAGAAAUUGUCAUACCAAGUGACAUUCAUCCCUGUUGGAUCUCCUCCAAAUCAGUUUGUUGAAGGGGCCCUUGUAUGGAACUCCAUAAGGCACUCGGUUAGGAGUCCCAUUUCCAUCAAAUAUGUUUAA